Messenger RNA from Amorphotheca resinae ATCC 22711, 4664 nucleotides. RefSeq lists its product as hypothetical. The coding region runs from base 201 to 4664 and encodes 1487 amino acids. Gene Ontology annotation, cellular component: membrane. Gene Ontology annotation, biological process: xenobiotic detoxification by transmembrane export across the plasma membrane. Lineage: Eukaryota; Fungi; Ascomycota; Leotiomycetes; Helotiales; Amorphothecaceae. The transcript is spliced from 9 exons. Gene Ontology annotation, molecular function: ATP hydrolysis activity; ABC-type transporter activity; ATP binding. The record is from RefSeq and is a predicted model, not a curated record.
CGCACUUGUUUACCUCCCGCGUGCUCGGCGGGAAAAAAACACCUUCCUCUCUUUAAAUCCUUUCCUUCUCGCUGUGCUGUGAGAGUUGGAUCCCACCUUGCCUUCGUCCAACCUCUUUUUUUCCUUUUCUUUGCGUUUUUCUUCCACUAACCAUCCCCGCAUCAACAGCAGCCUCCAGACCUGGGAGCGCCCCGCCUGAUAUGGCCAGUGCAUCUCCUUGGGGCAUUGGCGCCCAAGCCGCUGCCACGGCCGAGAAGGCGUACGACGAGAAGAACGAGCACGACAUGAGCCACGGCGAGAUCCAGACCAGCGAGACGGCAACGGCCGCAUCGACAGGCGAAUCCAUGGAGGAUAAGGAGAGAGAUGCAAUCCACGAUCUGGCGCGCGCCCUCACACAGCACUCGCUGAAGAACUCCAAUGGCGAGCAUAUCAACCCCUUCUUAGGCACUGACAACCCGCUUCUGGACCCCUCCUCUGGCAAGUUCAACGCGCGCGCCUGGUGCAAGACCCUGCUGGGCCUCCAGUCUCGUGACCCUGAGAGAUAUCCCGAGAGGACAGCGGGUAUCGCAUACAAGAACCUGAGUGCGCACGGGUUCGGCGAGGCGACGGAUUACCAGAAGACUUUUGGCAACUAUCCUUUGGAGGCCGGCAGCCUGUUCAAACGACUCAUCGGCCGCAGACAGCAGACCAAGAUUCAGAUUCUGAGGGAUUUCGAUGGGUUGGUCCGGAGUGGGGAGAUGCUUGUUGUCCUUGGUCGCCCGGGAAGUGGUUGUUCCACCUUGCUGAAGACCCUUUCGGGGGAGACGGACGGUUUCUACGUGGAUGAGAACUCCUACAUUAAUUACCAGGGAGUUAGCAAGGAGCAGAUGCACAAGGAUUUCCGAGGCGAAUGUAUCUACCAGGCUGAGGUUGAUGUUCACUUCCCUCAACUCACAGUGGGCCAGACCUUGGAAUUUGCUGCCAGAGCUCGAGCUCCGCGAAACAGAAUUCCAGGCGUGUCCAGAGAAGUUUAUGCCACCCACAUGAGAGAUGUGAUCAUGGCCAUCUUUGGUCUCUCUCACACCAUCAACACGAAAGUGGGGAAUGAUUUCAUUCGUGGUGUGAGUGGUGGUGAGCGGAAGCGUGUCAGUAUUGCUGAAGCAGCUCUUGGUGGAAGUCCUUUGCAAUGCUGGGACAACAGUACUCGAGGUCUAGAUUCGGCAACAGCUUUGGAAUUCGUGAAGACUCUCCGACUUUCAACCGAGAUGGCUGGCUCCACUGCCGUUGUGGCCAUCUAUCAAGCCUCGCAGUCCAUCUACGACGUCUUCGACAAGGUCGCCCUCCUGUACGAGGGAAGACAGAUCUAUUUCGGAUACAAGGAUGCCGCGAGAGAUUACUUCAUCAACAUGGGAUUCGAAUGCCCACCACGACAGACGACUGCCGAUUUCCUCACUUCCAUCACGAGUCCCGCGGAGCGCGUCGUCCGUAAGGGUUUCGAGGGGAAGGUGCCACAAACACCUGACCAGUUUGCUGCAGCGUGGCAGAAGAGUGAGGAUCGAGCGUUACUCUUGCGCGAGAUUGAAGAGUUUGAUCGUCAAUACCCGAUCGGUGGGGAGCAACUGGAGAAGUUCAAGGAGUCUCGCCGAGCCGCACAAGCGAAGCGCACUCGCAUCAAGUCCCCAUAUACUAUCUCAGUCCCCAUGCAGAUCCAGCUCUGCAUCAGGCGUGGUUUCCAGAGAUUGGCAGGUGACAUGAGUCUGUUCCUCACCAGUGUCUUGGGACAAAGUGCAAUGGCUUUGAUCAUUGGUAGUGUUUUCUAUAAUCUUCAGAACACCACUGGCAGUCUCUACAGUCGUGGAGCCCUUCUUUUCUUUGCUAUUCUGAUGGCUGCAUUCCAAAGUGCCCUCGAGAUUUUAACCCUCUAUGCCCAACGACCGAUUGUUGAGAAGCACGCGAAAUAUGCCUUCUAUCAUCCAUUCACUGAAGCUAUCGCAUCGAUGAUAUGCGACCUUCCCAACAAGAUCGGAACCGCUAUCUCGUUCAACUUGUCGCUCUAUUUCAUGACCGAUCUUCGAAGAACACCUGGUCAUUUCUUUGUAUUCUUCCUGUUUAGUAUCAUGUGUACACUGACCAUGUCGAUGUAUUUCCGAUUGAUUGCAGCUCUCUCACGAACGUUGUCUCAGGCAAUGGCACCGGCAGCAGUCUUCAUCUUGGCACUGGUCAUUUACACAGGUUUCGCUAUCCCGACGAGCAACAUGCAUCCUUGGUUCAGAUGGAUCAACUAUCUAGAUCCUGUGGCGUACGCAUUCGAGGCCUUAAUGAUCAAUGAGUUCCAUAAACGACCAAUCAGAUGUACGAGUUUCGUUCCUUCGGGUCCCGGCUAUGAGAACAUUUCUCCCGAGCAAAGGAUCUGUUCUACUACUGGGGCAGCCGCAGGUGCAGACACUGUCGACGGAGAUACAUACCUCCGGGUCAACUACGGCUAUGAGCCCGGUCAUCUAUGGAGAAACCUCGGUAUCCUCAUUGCUCUCAUGAUUUUCGGUUGCUGCAUGUACCUGCUCGCCACAGAGUUUAUUUCCGCGAAGAAGUCAAAGGGUGAAGUCCUCCUCUUCAGACGUGGUCACGUCCCAGAGGUCGCACCGCAGCGUGACUUGGAAUCCAAUCCCGAUGACCGCGUCAACACGGAGACUGUUCUUGCUAGAGAGAAGACGACUCCCGAUGCCCCUGCUAGCAUCCAGAAGCAGACGGCGAUAUUCCACUGGAACGAAGUCAACUAUGAUAUCAAGAUUAAAGGCGAACCACGUAGACUCUUGGAUGGUGUCGACGGCUGGGUAAAACCGGGAACCUUGACAGCUCUUAUGGGUGUUUCGGGCGCAGGAAAGACCACGCUUCUCGAUGUUCUUGCCAGUCGUGUUACUAUGGGUGUAGUUACUGGUGAGAUGCUCGUUGACGGACGACCCCGAGAUACCGGCUUCCAGAGAAAGACUGGUUAUGUUCAACAACAGGAUCUUCACUUGGCUACGUCGACGGUCAGAGAGGCAUUAAUUUUCAGCGCCGUCUUGCGACAACCGAAAUCGACUCCUUACAAGGAAAAGGUUGCCUACGUUGAGGAAGUUAUCAAGGUCUUGGAAAUGGAAACCUAUGCUGAUGCUGUUGUCGGUGUGCCUGGUGAAGGUCUCAAUGUCGAGCAGAGAAAGCGUCUUACUAUCGGUGUUGAGAUGGCGGCCAAGCCAGCUCUUCUUCUCUUCCUCGAUGAGCCUACAUCCGGUCUUGAUAGUCAAACUGCCUGGUCUAUUUGUGCCUUGCUCCGGAAACUUGCAGACAAUGGUCAAGCCAUUCUCUGCACUAUUCACCAACCUUCCGCCAUCCUCUUCCAGGAAUUCGACCGCUUGCUCUUCCUUGCCAGGGGUGGAAAGACUGUUUACUUCGGAGAGAUUGGAAAGAACUCGAAGGUUUUGAUCGACUACUUUGAACGCAAUGGUUCAAGGCACUUCGGACCUGACGAGAAUCCCGCUGAGGUCAUGCUCGAGGUCAUUGGUGCCGCACCUGGUUCUGAAACUUCUAUCAACUGGCACGAGGUUUGGAAGAAUUCACCGGAGGCACGGGCAGUCAAGGAAACUCUGGCCGAGAUGAAAGCAACAUUGUCGCAAAAACCUAGUCUAGCUGACGACGAUUCAACUUCCCUUCAACAAUUCGCUGCGCCAUUCUGGGUUCAACUCUACACUGUUGUUAUUCGAGUCUUCCAGCAAUAUUGGCGAACACCUUCUUACCUCUAUUCGAAGACGCUUCUCUGUACGGCCGUCGGUCUCUUUAUUGGUUUCUCCUUCUGGCGAUCUCCCACCUCUCUUCAAGGAAUGCAGGAUCAACUUUUCUCAGUUUUCAUGCUUCUCACCAUCUUCGGAAACUUGGUUCAGCAGAUCAUGCCUCACUUCGUCACUCAGCGAUCCCUCUACGAAGUUCGUGAACGUCCGUCAAAGACCUACUCUUGGCAAGUCUUCAUCCUCUCGAACAUUAUUGUCGAGAUUCCGUGGAACUCUCUUAUGGCUGUCAUCAUGUUCUUCUGCUGGUAUUACCCGAUCGGUCUUUACCGAAACGCUGAACCUACCGGUGCAGUCACUGAGCGCGGAGGACUCAUGUUCCUAUACAUCUGGUCCUUUAUGCUUUUCACCUCAACCUUCACUGACCUGGUCGUCGCGGGUAUUGAAAGUGCUGAGACUGCUGGUAACAUCGCUCAACUCAUGUUCUCUAUGACGUUGAUUUUCUGCGGUGUUCUGGCAUCCCCUACAGCCCUUCCUGGGUUCUGGAUCUUCAUGUACCGUGUCUCUCCCUUCACGUACAUUGUCAGCGGUAUGAUGGCAACCGGAAUUGCGAAUACGAAGGUCGUCUGCGCCGAGAAAGAGUUCCUCCACUUCAGCCCACCCUCGGGCCAGACUUGCGAAUCCUACCUAGGACCUUACAUGAAAAUGGCUGGCGGUUACCUCCGCGAUUUGAACGAAACGACCACCUGCAGUUUCUGUCCAAUUUCCGAGACGAACGACUUCCUGAAAUCGGUUAAUUCUUUCUACAGCCAGCGAUGGCGCAACUGGGGUUUGACGUGGGCGUUUGUUGCUUUCAAUAUUGCCGGUGCGGUGUUUAUGUAUUGGCUCGUCCGCGUGCCGAAGAAGGUCAAGGCGAAGAAGGAGUAG